AAUGUGUUAUGUAGGUUGGGACAUCCCAAAAUAGAAUACAUGUCAUGAACAAUAGGACGAAGUGAGUAUCUUGCCAGUACACUGAUUAAGACAUGAAUGGUAAUUUACGUAUUUUAGACACAAGAAUCAAGAUCAAGUUUUUAUAAUAAAUGGGCAUUUUUAAUUUUUGACUUAAUAAAAUUGGCAUAAAUUUUUCUGCCUCUUUUUAAAAACACUACUUAUUCCAUAUUUUAAUACCACGACGGUGAGGCUGGAUAGAAUUGAAUAUUAAUUUGUGAUAGUGGGCUAACUUUGAACAAUCUGUAAGAUUCCUCGAAAGACCCCAAUUAAAAUACGAUCUGAUUGUUCUUGAUAGUCAUAGUGUUUGAUUUGAAGAAGACGAUACCGAUGGAAGAGGAAAUCAAGAAUGUAAGUUGUGUUUGGUUAGCGGUGAUUGGGGCCUUCUGUUAUUGCCGUUUGGUUUCUUCAAGAUUGUCCAUCCCUAAAUGGAGGCUCAUCUCCAUCGCUCCCGUGCUCUGCCUCUUGGCGGUUGCGCCGCUCUGUAUACGCUCCUCCGCCUUCAUCACGGCCCUCACCGCUUUCUUCAUAACCUGGCUCGCCACUUUCAAGCUACUCCUCUUCGCCUUCGAUUUGGGCCCUCUCGCCUCCAAUCCCCCCAAAUCCCUCCCGGUUUUCGUCGCCCUCGCCGCUCUCCCCUUCCGGCUGAAGCCGCCCGCCACCGCCAAGAAGUCCAAGAAACUGCCUCUCAAUUUGGCCACCGAAAUCCCAAUUUCAGCGGUGCUGAUAUCCGCCUUGUUCGAGUACAAAGAGAAAAUGCAUCCGUUUUUGGUGCUGGUUGCAUACUGCUGCUUGGUGUUCCUGAUGAUCGAGAUUCUGGUGGAGAUGUCGAGCAAAUUGGUGCGGGCGGUGGUGGGGAUGGAGCUGGAGCCGCCCUCCGACGAGCCCUACCUCUCGGCGUCGCUGCAGGAGUUCUGGGGUAGGCGCUGGAACCUCACGGUCAACAGCAUACUGCGCGAGGCGGUGUUCGGCCCGGUGCGGCGGGCGACUGCCGGCGCGGUGGGCGGAGAAACGGCGGCUCUGAUGGGGGUGUUGGCGUCCUUCGUUGUGUCGGGCCUUAUGCACGAGCUGCUGUUCUGGUACGUGGCUCCGGGCACGCCGCCUUCGUGGGAGAUGACCAUGUUUUUCGUGCUCCACGGCGUUUGCGUGGUGGCGGAGAUCGGAAUAAAGAAGCGGUUGGGGAAGAGGAAAUGGCGGUUGCCAUGGUUCGUGACGGGGCCGCUCACGGUUUGUUUUGUGAUGGGGACGAGUUUCUGGCUCUUUUUCCCGCCGGUGAUGAGGACUGGUGCGGACGUCAGAGUGAUCGAGGAACUACGAUUUGCAGGGGAGCUUUUCAUCGCUAAGAUCAAGGAACUAUGGUUGCAUUCCUGCAACAAAUUUACUUGAUUUAUGUCUUACAAUUGGAUUUUUCGUCAGCUCAAUAAACUCAUUAACUACUGAAUUUUUUAGUUUGUUAAUACAUUGAAUGAAACCAUUGCUUUGGGUAA
Molecule: messenger RNA, 1544 nt
Organism: Salvia miltiorrhiza (redroot sage)
Lineage: Eukaryota; Viridiplantae; Streptophyta; Magnoliopsida; Lamiales; Lamiaceae
Product: probable long-chain-alcohol O-fatty-acyltransferase 5
Exons: 1
Coding region: 388-1443 (351 amino acids)
Biological process (GO): lipid metabolic process
Source: RefSeq, a predicted model, not a curated record